AGAGGCGCGUCGCUUUGCGAUUUACGCUUUCCUUUCGCUUUCAGCCCAACCCAUCGGUGCUCUACCUCUUUUUUUUUUGGGAACUUUUUGUUCUGUUUUGUCCGAAGAUGCUCCCUCCCAACUGGCGUGUCUACGAUGACAUGGAGUUUUUGGCCGAACAUUUUGGUUUUUUGCCAGUACACGUUUCCGAUGCGAUCUACGAUGCCUGCAAUGCCGUAGUGUACCUCGCCAUUGAAGGCCUUGAACAGUACCUAGUCUCCAUCAACGGAAUGAAUCCUAAGCAACUGCACGACGAAUUGGGCAACUUUGAACAAAAGCUAGAAAGCGUCAUGGACUCGUCUUUCAAUAUUUUUGAACAGUAUCUGUUCGACAAUGUAUUGAAAUUACCCAAAGACAUCGACAUCACCCUUGAUCACCACAAGGAUCUAAAAUUUGACUAUACCGCCGAAGACGAAGCGCUUUUGGAUCUGGAACUGGAAAAGGCCCGUAGAGCUGUCAUGGCUCAAGAAGCGUUGCAGUAUAAUUUGGAGGUGGAAAUCGAUCGAUUAGACAAGCAAAUCCAAACCGUGGACGAAUAUAAAAACUCUCUCGCCUUUUUAACGAAAAUAGCCAGAGAGCAAAAAGUCUUUCCCACCAAGGACACCAUGCAACUCGUUGCCGAGCAACUCUUACGUCUGCAAGAAUUAAUCACCGAAAAUGUCCAAAUCGCCAAAUCCGAUCGCACAUGGAAGAAUCUCCAAAGAGCGGAUGACAGAAUGGCGUAUCUUCAACGCGCUGUCCAGAAACAACUCGAUACCCUUCGACAAGUUUCACCCUCGCACUAAAUUGUGUGUCCCAAAUCAUCUCAUUCCUCGCAUCCUCUGCAUAUGUCGUCAUCAAACCUCCUACGAAGAACUUAUUUUGUGCCGCGCACGUCAUCAGUUUCUGCACGAAAAUUGUAACAAUAAACAAUGAUACGCGUUCUUUAUAUCCUCCUUUUUCUUUCUGCCACCCGUUUCUACGUAAGUCAUGUCCGUCCUGCAAGCCUUCAACGAUAUCACUGCUGCUGUUGUUCAGCCCGCCGGCCCCUUCGCCGCUGAAUCCCCUGCUG
Molecule: messenger RNA, 1090 nt
Organism: Radiomyces spectabilis
Lineage: Eukaryota; Fungi; Mucoromycota; Mucoromycetes; Mucorales; Radiomycetaceae
Exons: 4
Coding region: 108-824 (238 amino acids)
Biological process (GO): mitotic sister chromatid segregation; kinetochore assembly; mitotic cell cycle
Cellular component (GO): nucleus; chromosome, centromeric region
Source: RefSeq, a predicted model, not a curated record